Messenger RNA from Oikopleura dioica, 261 nucleotides. NCBI's taxonomy places the organism in Eukaryota, Metazoa, Chordata, Appendicularia, Copelata, Oikopleuridae. The record is from the annotation of a GenBank genome assembly.
AUGGCGGAUCGUCCAGCGACUUUUGGACUCACGGGAAUGCCGAAUAAUGGGACCAUGAAGGGACCCUCGAGUGGCCGACGAGAUGUGCUCGACAGAAAUACGACAGCUACAGGCAGAUACACCGUUAAAUCAAAGACAAAACUGCGCGUCCGAGUGGAAACUCUUUCAAUGAACCAAGUCGACGCCGUCCACGUGAGACCAGAACACACCGGAAACAACGCUCAAAACCAGAACUUUCAAAACUUUCAACAAAAAAUAUGA